UUAAAAAAACAUCUUAGAAAUGUCAUUAAUGAUUUCCCCUGCAUUAAAUUAUUAUCUAAUUGAUGACUUUACUAAAUAUUUCACCACAUUCAGUAGAAACUCAUUAUAUCAUAAGAUUUCGAGUUGUUGCAAAACAUAAUGUGGACAAGUAUCUGUUAAAUGAUGUUAAUAGCAAACAACUUGUGUACUUUACAUUUAUUUCACAUUACUGUAAAUGUGUUUAUCACAAUUAGAUACGUAAAAAUAUGAACAAAGGGAAUGUAUUACCACAUUUAGAAAUAGAAAUUGACCAUGAAAACAAUGAUAGUAUUAGGCGAAUCAUUAGGCAUGUCAGAAAGGAUUGGAAUAUUUCUUCUAUCAAGUACAAGAUUUUUAACGGCACAACAAACACCUUAAUUGGAUGUUACAUUAACGAUAAUGACAUGUUACUGAUACGUGUUUAUGGUAAAAACUCAGAGCUUUUUCUAAACCGAAGUAAAGAAAUUGAGAAUAUUAUGUUACUUAAUCAACAUGGGUUAGCUGCAGAUAUAUUAUGUACAUUCUUGAAUGGUUACUGCUACAAGUAUGUUGUGGGUAGAGUGUUGAUCGCUCCUGAGUUGAGUGAUCAUGUCUUAUCAACACAUUGUGCAAAGUUGUUGGCAAAGUUGCAUACACUACCAAUACAAAGCAAUGCUGGAUCAGAACUGUUUCCAACCAUUUACAGAUAUUUGGAAUUGAUCCCUAAGAAGUUCAGUGAUGGUAAACAACAGGAUAGAUUUCUAAAUAGCAUACCUAACUUGGAUGAUCUGCGUAAUGAGGUUGAUUAUUUUCAAAAAUUAAUACCAACACAUUCUUACAGAGAUGUUGUGUUCUGUCAUAAUGAUAUUUCCUGUGAAAAUUUGGUUUAUAACCAGGAAGAAGAUGUUUUGCAUGCUAUAGAUUUCGAAUUUAGUUUCCCCAAUUAUGCUGGCUUUGAUAUUGGGAACUUAUUUGAUGAAUUUGCAGGUGUCAGCGAUGUUGACUAUAGUUUGUAUCCAACUCCAGAUUUUCAAAAAUGGUGGAUUAAAAUUUAUCUAUCUGAAUACAAUCGGUUAAAAGGUAAUAUUAUCACAAUUACGGAUGAACAAAUUUAUCAAUUCUUCGUUGAGGUUAAUCAUUUUGCUCUGAUAUCACAUCUAUUUUGGGGAAUUUGGGCAAUAAUGCAAGCACAUCAUUCUGACAUUAAGUUUGAUUUUCUUGGAUAUGCUGUUACUAGACUAUCUGAAUAUUUCAAAAAGAAGGAUGAUGUUUUAAGUUCCAGUUAAUAUCAAUAAAUGAACAAUUACUUACAACCCUCAGAAACUUGGUUAUGAUAUGUUGUUGGUGCUGUGUCAUGAGUUCAUGGUUAAAUUAUAAGGCAUUGUUAUGAUUAUCUGGUAGCAGUAGGUUGAUAUAUUGUUUAUUUUGUGAUGGAUUUUUUAAUAGCGUUACUGAGUUAUAUCUACUGUUUUUUGAUAUGCUUGUGUAAUAAUACUAAGAAUACAAAACCUGGCACCAUGUUAUACUAACAGUAAAUGAUGGAAUGGAAAAUCCAUCAGAUAAUUUCAGGAGGAUUUUUAAAAAGUAGAAAAUAAUUUUCCUCUUCCUAUUAUUUCUUGUCACUCAUAACGGACAAAAAGACUUUUAUCUUCUUUUGUUGUUUUUCCUGUUAUUUAAAAUGAUUUCUUUUUAUUAUAUUUUGUUUUUUCUUAAUCAUCCUAGCACAAUUGUUUUUUUUAACUUUUCAAGUAACUUUCUAGUUUUUAAUUCCUUUAUUGUCAGUACUGCUCUGACAGUAGAGAUACUGGUCUUACAGUAAACAUCUUUCCUGGCAAAGCUGUGCAGAGCCAAAUAACUGUACCAUUUCUUCGUUCUAAUUGUUCUUCCUGGAUAUGAAUUUAAGAAUAUGAUUUUUACUCUUUAUUUUUAAUUACCACUUCUAUUAUAUUCUAUUAGAUGUAGGUGCUCGCAAUUAAAUUCCAAGGCCAAACAAAAGAGUCUGGAACCCCAAUACGCCUUGCAGAAUUCUAUUUUUUUUAUUUUUUCAUUAAUUUUUACUUCAUGUUAGUUUGUUUAGCUUUAAUAGGACUAAGCUAAAUGACGAUGUUGUCUAUCCACACUCAUUCUGCCACACCACAAUUAACGAGAAGGGUAAUUGGAAUCUUUGCCUAUCUUUGCCUUAAGGACUGACCAUGCCAAACUUUUAUUAUAGUAAAUAUAUCAAAGUCUAAGACAAAAGGUGACGAACACGAGUUUAUUUUUUUUUUUGAGAAUUAUAAUUAAUGGUUCUCUCCUCGCUUCUAUUUUCUUAAUGCCAUGUCUUAACGAAUAAAUGAAUAAAAAGGAUCCAGCUAUUAUCCUACUUCCGUCCUAUCUCUUACGCGUGUCAGAAUAAGUAUGGAAGUUUUCCCUUAACAACUUUGAACUUCUUGCAGAGUAAUUCAGAUUAGUCAGAAGAAUAAUUACAAUAAAUGAUUUAGGUGUAAAUGACAUCUAAAUCAUCCUGUAACAUAUUGCUCUCAACAUCUAUAAACAACUUCUUCAUAAUUUUGAGUGUGGUGCGUGUAUGCGUUAACUUCUUCAUGAUGAAUAUAUUUUUGGGAUUAUCUUGGUUUUCAUCAAGCAAGGUCAUCAACGAUGAUUCGAUUUCUCUAUAGAACUUCAACAUGUUUUGGUUUUUUGCACGAACAAUUUAAAGCUCCUCAACAGCACGGCAUUUACGAAUAUAGUGUUGAAUACAAGUACUUUUUACAGCCAUUGGAGUACCCUGUGAGGUACUUGUCUAAAAGUAUUAAAGUCAUUCAAGUAUAAUUUAAGAAAUACAAAGAUAAUCAGAAGACAUAGAAAGAUAAAGUGAACGUGAGUUUUGAGGCAUUCCUCUUUAUAGUUGAAUUCAAAAUGUGAUAUAUUCACCUGAACACAAGCAGUGUUUGAAUACAUCAUCGAGUUAACACUGUGCAUCCUGGUAAGUGACAACUUCAUACACCCCAUACUCGUUUGGACUUUGAUUCAAUAAUUCGAUUUUUAAAUUUAAAUUUGAAAUUUUUAAUUUCGUUACAAAGUUGUUGAUAAUCGAUUGCAUAUAAAGGAACCAUCUAGACAAUUAUGAAAUUCAUGUCAUCAUUGAUCAAAGUUUUUCCCGCCUCAAUUGUCGUUGGAAUUGAACAUACUUGUCAAUUGAGUCUGUUUGCAUAAAACGUGUUAAGAUGUGCUUCUGAAUAAAUGAAAGAAAAAUAUAUACUAGUCGUUAGCUCGUGGAAAAAUCCAUGGGAUCGCUCGUCCUUUAUAUAUCACAUGUUUUCGUUACGGGACCCGCUAACCCGUUUGAACACGCAGACAAAAUACGGUUAUUAUAAUAGAGAUAUAUAAUGCUAAAUGAGUAAUGAUAAAUAUUUUUAAAAUCAAGUCAUCCCUUACCACAAUAAAAUAAAGACUGACAAAAUAUAUAUUUGUUUUUAAAUAGCAAGGAAAAUAUGUUUGGACACUCACUAGAGUCUGAUUAUAGAUUCCACUUUUCCAUGCCAUACAAUCUAUAAAUGACGUAAAUGAAAUUAUUUCCUCCAUUUGUAAUGAAAUAAAUUGGUCCAGCAAUUGCAUUGAGAUAGCUGUAGAAGGUUUGGUUGGCGUUGAUGGCCAUAAAUUAAAUUCAGUCAACCUCAUAAACUCUUGAUUCACACAUGCGAGACCACACUUCACAUUGAUAAAGGUGACCUGGAAAAAUGAUAAACCAAGUUUACCGCACAUACCAUUUUCUGAAACAACUGUAAUAACCCGUGAAUAUUUACUAGGACAAAUGCAGCAAUGAGCAUCUUGUAAUUUGUCGGUAAAACUAUACACCAACAUUUUGAAGUGUGGCUACAAUAAAAACAAAAACACCACAAUAAAAUUAAGUUGAACUUAAUAAGGAAUAAACAUGAAAUGUUUGUGUCUAAACAAAAUAUUUUCCAUUGAGUUACGUAUAAAUCCACCAACUAAUAACUAAACCAUUAAAUUUACUCCAACCAUACUCAACGAAGAACAUAAAUAGAUAGCCUACCAUAGAGAGUCGGAGAAAACCUCUAAACGUGGAAUCCUGCAAACACAGUAUUUCUUAAAAUGGCAAUCAAGUAAUAUGCGAUAAAUAAACAUUUUUGGAUGUCUCAUACUUUUUUAGUAGGCGUGUUAAACAGGACUAGUUCAAACUUGUGGUCUGAACGUGAAGUGCCGACCGAAGACCUCGUUUCUCAUUUCUCACGUUAAUUGCGGCAUAGCUAUAUACCAUGAUUGCAAGAUCCUGUGGUUAGCGAUUUUCCCUGACUGAUAGAGCUGUUUCGCUAAGGGUUUACUUUCUUUCCUUGAUUUUUUUUUUACUAGCUUCCCUAAUUUUCUGAAGCUGUAGAAUGUGUGUAGUGGUUAAUAGUAACCUUCUCAAAAUGCGUAUUCUACACAAUGUUUAUAGGAAAGUUGGUAGACCAUGAAAGCAUAGAGAAAUAGUCUACAGAUGGGCUAAUAGAUAGCUAUAGCAAGCUGGAGUACCUUUAAAAUAGCACCUUAAAACACAAUAUUUAUGUGAUAAACAUCUCCACAAUCUUGACAAUUCCUAGAGAGUGAACCACAAGUUUUGCACCAAAUAACUUCAUUUAGAAAAAAAUUACAUUUAGUAUACUUAUGUUCAAGUAACAUUUUGUAUUUUGUAGCAUAAUUGCCAGAGAUAUCUGCUGAUUUGACAGAAUUCCAAGAGCAAAGCUCCUUCUCUUUAUUUUUCGCAGCACCUUUUUCUCUUCACAACAUCUCCAUUCAAUAAAAAUUGGCACACAUUAUCUUCUUCGCAGUUGAAUUGUUGUUGCUGUGAAGGCAGAUUGUUGAUAUCGUGACUGUUUAUGUGUGACGCAUCUGCAGUAUUAGCAUUAUCAGUAGUGCUGUUGUUGUCGUUGUUGGCGGUUGCUGACGACGUUGUUGACAAGCUACUGUUGGCUGCCUUGAAUGAUUUAAACACACUUGUUGUAGAUCCAUUUCUCAGAGUUGUUCGAACGAUCCGAGAACCUUUCCUUUUAGAUUUUCCAAAAGGCAUUAUUAUUCAACUUUAACCAAAGAGCAGCCAGGAGCCAGCCAGUAAAAAAUUCUAGGAACUUUGUAUUAGACCACUAUUCAAUACUUACACAGCCCACCAACAACCAGAAGGACAGCGCAUACGAUACCUAGCUGAGCUAUGAUAUUUAUCGAUCUCCGUUUUACAGCGGAACACGGUAUCUAUCAUAUACAGUUUACCAAAUAGGGUGAAUUUUAUCCUUAUUUGCAUUCCUGAGCAUAGUUUUCAACAAAGUUUUUUAUGCAAACAUAAAACAUUGCCAUUGGCAUAUGUUUUUUACUUAAAUGUGUUAAAGGAUUUUUUGUUGUUGACAUAUUUUUGUUUAAAAGUUUUCACUGCUAGAUCAAUAUAAGCCAUAGUCGGAGAUGUUAGACUUUACGGUUGCUUCAUAAAUAAUGUUUUUUCUUACACAUUUAUUUUUAACUGGACAUUGUUUCUUUUUAUUGCAAUUACAAUUUCUAUCCAUUACUGUCAUUGAUGACUUGGUUGUUGUGGAUAUUUAUAUAGGCUUUUAUGUUUUUUGUGCAGCUGUAAGAAACUUUUACGUUGUUGCGAUUAAAUAUUUUGUGGAGCUUGUUUUGUUUCGAGAGGAGUUUAUAAGAACCAAGAAAAACUUUCCGAUUUUCGUAGGCACAUAUACAUUAUAAGGGGGAUUAAACCAUAUUAUAUUUCGUUUUCGUGUUUUAUUUUUAUCUUUUCCAAAGUUUAAAACAGCUUUCUUUCGUUUUUGGUAAAUGCUCCGCAUGGAUUUUCGUAGCAGCUGUGUCGAAAUUUGAUGAUGCAUCUUUUUCCGAGAACUGGUCACAAUUUUUUUGUUUCGGCCUGUUUAAUUUGAUACACUUUAGAGCACAAUGCUGAAUGGAAAACCCACGAUCACUCAUUAUUUCAUGCUCCUAUGCAACAAAACAAAUGGCUUCUGUUUUUUUCCUGCUUAUGGGUUUUCGGAAGACAUUAAAGAAUUUUAUCUCAUAAUUUGAGGCACGUUGGAAUUUAAAUUCAGUGGCAUCAAUGACUAAAUCUGUUAAACCGUGGCCAGUUUCAAUCAAACUUUUAGGCAUUUUCUUUGAUAAAAAACCAGAAGGUGGUUUUAAGUCAAUUUCAUUGAAAAUACCAGCAACAAAAAUUACCCAAAUAAUAAAAAUCCGUUGCAUGGCGCUUUUAGAUAAUCUAUAAAAAUGCCAAUUAACCUUGAUGUACACCAUGACGGCAAAUAGUCAGGACAGCUAGUAAAUCUGUUGCCUUAUUUAGUGACAUGUUUUGUGACGGUGUGUGGCAACAGUCAGGAUAUGGGAUCAAGUGAAAGUAAGGCAUGAGACAGUCUAACAACUUGUUAAAUUGGGACAAUGUUAAACCACAUAAAUUUUGAAACAGCUUGUUAAAUUGGGACAAUGUUAAACCACAUAAAUAUUGAAACAGCUUGUUAAAUUGAGACAAUGUUAAACCACAUAAAUUUUGAAACAGCUUGUUAAAUUGAGACAAUGUUAAACCACAUAAAUUUUGAAACAGCUUGUUAAAUUGGGACAAUGUUAAACCACAUAAAUAUUGAAACAGCUUGUUAAAUUGAGACAAUGUUAAACCACAUAAAUAUUGAAACAGCUUGUUAAAUUGAGACAAUGUUAAACCACAUAAAUAUUGAAACAGCUUGUUAAAUUGGGACAAUGUUAAACCACAUAAAUAUUGAAACAGCUUGUUAAAUUGAGACAAUGUUAAACCACAUAAAUUUUGAAACAGCUUGUUAAAUUGGGACAAUGUUAAACCACAUAAAUUUUGAAACAGCUUGUUAAAUUGGGACAAUGUUAAACCACAUAAAUUUUGAAACAGCUUGUUAAACUGGGACAAUGUUAAACCACAUAAAUUUUGAAACAGCUUGUUAAAUUGGGACAAUGUUAAACCACAUAAAUUUUGAAACAGCUUGUUAAAUUGGGACAAUGUUAAACCACAUAAAUUUUGAAACAGCUUGUUAAAUUGAGACAAUGUUAAACCACAUAAAUAUUGAAACAGCUUGUUAAAUUGAGACAAUGUUAAACCACAUAAAUUUUGAAACAGCUUGUUAAAUUGAGACAAUGUUAAACCACAUAAAUUUUGAAACAGCUUGUUAAAUUGGGACAUGUUAAACCACAUAAAUUUUGAAACAGCUUGUUAAAUUGGGGCAAUGUUAAACUACAUAAAUUUUGAAACAGCUUGUUAAAUUGGGACUUACCUUAUGUUAAACCACAUAAGGAAGUAAUUGACAUAUCAUUAUAAACGUAUUUUUUUGUUAUUAUUUACCAAUAGCUUGUUUUGAAAUUUCAUUGUUGCAAGUUCCUUUUUUAACCUGGUGUUUUUUUCUUGGGAUUUGGUAAGCUCUUUAUUUAGUCUUAAAAUUUCAGCAUUUGCUUUUUUUCCCAUUUUUUUCUGUAUUGCAACUUUUAGAAGAGAUAUAUGUACUGUGUUUUGUUAGGUUUCUUCGUGUUUUUGAUGAGGAUGGAGUAUUUAUAUUUUGGUUCAUUAUAUUUCUAGCAGUCUCGAACUUUUGUUUAGCAUUUCUUAAUCUUUUUUUGUGAAGUUCUGAGCCGGAUUUUUUUACCAAAUUUAUAGCAUUCUCAUAUUUCUGUUGAGCUUUUCGAAAUUUCUUUCUGAAAUGGAUUUAUGGAUUUUUUCCCACAAGUAAAACAUUAGUGCCCAUUCUUCCGGCCUAUGAAUUUAGCUAAUAGCCUUUUCAAAAUGCUAACCAAGCUGGACAUUAGGGGGUUAAAUGAACGGGGUAACAAGGAAUUUUCUUUUUCAAAGUUUUGUUUUUAUUUCCAUCCUGUCCAUUCGACCGAGGAUGAUACACCGCCGUUUUUUCCCUUUUAAUCCCUUUUUUUAUAUAUCUCGUCAUCUAACUAAACAAACGGUAAAUGUAAGAAUCAUGGUAACACCAAAACACAUUUUGUUUGCAAGAUUAAUGUCAUUUUUAAAUAAAGAUUUCGUUAGUACUUUGUUGUUAAAUUUCCAUUAUCUGUUAGUGCUGCCUUUGGUAUACCAAAAGUUGGUACAACUUUAUCAUGCUGAUGGCAUGCUUAUUAGGUAAUGCGUAGGCAAGAGGCCAUUCGGAAAGUAAGUUAGUACAUGUUUACAUGUAUUUAUUCCCUCUCUUGCUGGCGUUUAAGGGUCCAACGAAAUCAAUUUCAAUUAAUUCCCACAACUUUUCUUGUUUUUCCAAUUUAUAUGACCGUUGUACUGUUAGGCCAAAAUUACCACUUCACCAUAUUCGAUGAAAAAGAAGCAUGAAUUCCACCACUCUACCACAACUGCCUUCAUGACAUCCUUUGACUGUGUGGUGAAAUUUUAAUUUAUCUAAAAUUUUCACCAUGCCAUUGUACAAAGUGACUAUGGUUGGAAACCUGGGUAACCUGUCUUGGAAAGUCGUGCAUUUUGAAAAACAGUAAUUCACAAAUUUCGCUUAUUCGCCUCCAGAUAUAGCUGUUUCAAGAUGCUAACCAGGCUGGACAUAAGGGUUAAAAAAAGGGUAACAAAGACUUUCUUUUUCAAGUUUUGUUUGUAUUUUCAUCCUGUCCAUUCAACGCUGGAUGAUACACUACCGUUUUCUUCUCUUCAAUACCCAUUUUUUUAUUUAUCUCGUUCAGCUAAACAAACAGUAAACGUAAGAAUCGUGGUAAAAACAAAAAAAAAUUGUGCACAAGACUAAUUUCAUUUUUAAAUCUUGCAAAAAGCGAGCCUGUAUGUUUUUUGCAAAGAUGCACGGGUAUGAAAGAAAAAAAUAAGUUAUUUUUAUCAGAGGUUUUUUACUUCUUCCAGUAAUUUUUUUUUCAAUGUUGUCUGACAGGAAGUAAAAUCGUCCAUCAUAUACGCAGGCAAUGAAAAAGAAAGUUUUGAGUUUUUGUCCAAACGUAUGACACAAUUACGUUUCACUUUGUCACUGGCGCCAAGUACAUAUUGGUUCUCGCUCUUGUUAAACCAUCGUCCUACAAAUAGACGUUGUUGUACAUUAAUGACAAGAAACAACCAAAAUAUAUCGUCGCUUAAUGGAUCGGUGGAUAUCGGCAGAACAUCAAGUGCUUUUAUGUACUCCAUACAUUUCAUUAGUAAAAAAAUAAUUCAAAAUAUAGAAUUUUGAAAAUUGAGUAUAUUUAUGCUGUGCAGCAUGGCAGUAACUUACUUUCGAAGAGUUGAGGUGGCUUUUUGGGUUACUGCUAUUACUGCUAUUAGAUUACGUAAUCAGAGAAAAAGGUUCUUUCUAAUACUGAAAUAAAGAACAUUAAAAAGCCUUUUAUAAGACUGUCGCACUGCUUGGUCAAAAUUAACCCUCACCAUAUGCGAUGAAAAAAAACAUGAAUUGCACGACUCUACCACAACUGCCUUCAUGACAUCCUUUGACUGUGUGGAUAAAUUUCCACCAUACCAUUAUACGAGGUGACUUUAAACGGUAACAGUGGUUUUAUUUUAAUGCAAAGUCCUACAUGGCCGCCAUGUAGGACCAUUUUUAUUCACUUUGCCAAAAAUGUUUCAUGCUAUUGUCGUUCAGCUUGCCUGGUCUGCCAUUAUUGUGUUAAUAAGUUCUACUAACUCCGUAAUGUUCAACUAAUUAUAUCAAUGUUAGCCACACUAUAUAAUGAAAAAAAUGAGAAAAAUGUUGACACACAUAUGCCAGUGAUGGUAUCUUUGACAAUCUGAAAAUCAAAGAAAAAUCAAGUUUGUUUGUAGUUUGUAUAGGACAUUACAACUAAUAACAAAAUUAGCAAUGAUAAAAAGGGGGAAGGUUUUUAGCACAAAAUUUAUAUUCUGGUCUGCAUUUUGCACGCUUAAACAAAACUUUAUUUUAUUUAACGAUAAGAUACAUCAGCGUUUGUUGUUUGCGAUACCAUUUUGAAUUUCCCGUGUUUGCAAUGCACUUCAGGAUGGUCGGGGUAUCUGAGAAACCAAACAUUACAAGAUUAUAGCCAUUUUGGAGCUUGUUUAUACUUGGAUUUUUGUAAAAUGGGAAUUAAUGAUCGCUGUGCUGUUGGAGCUUGUAAUAAUUCUUAAAAAUAUAAGGAAGAAUACACCUAUUUAACAUUACCAAUUUUUUAAAACAGUUAAAACAAACAUGGAUUACGAUUUAAUAUC
Molecule: messenger RNA, 10153 nt
Organism: Hydractinia symbiolongicarpus
Lineage: Eukaryota; Metazoa; Cnidaria; Hydrozoa; Anthoathecata; Hydractiniidae
Product: ethanolamine kinase 1-like
Exons: 7
Coding region: 246-1283 (345 amino acids)
Biological process (GO): phosphatidylethanolamine biosynthetic process
Cellular component (GO): cytoplasm
Molecular function (GO): ethanolamine kinase activity
Source: RefSeq, a predicted model, not a curated record